This is a messenger RNA of Ciona intestinalis (vase tunicate), 2264 nucleotides long. The record is from RefSeq and is a predicted model, not a curated record. Lineage: Eukaryota; Metazoa; Chordata; Ascidiacea; Phlebobranchia; Cionidae.
CAGAAGUCGCGAUUCCGAAAUCGGAACAGGAAAACGAAAAAACGUAAUUUAAGUUGCUCUAUCAAAAGCAGAGGUUUUUGAUACAUGUUCGGUUUUAAAUUGGAAAUAUAAAGUCGAAACGGUGAGAUAUUUGCUGGUAUUAAAUCUGCCGGCAGUGUGCCUGCGCUAUGGACGAUAAUAAACCGCUUAAAAAGCUCAGCGAAGAGAGCUUGACGAAGCAGCCCGAUGAAGUUUUUGAUCUUCUUGAGAAGUUAGGUGAAGGAGCUUAUGGCUGCGUUUUUAAAGCUAUAUACAAAGAGGCAGGUCAGGUCGUUGCCAUUAAACAGGUCCCUGUCGAGUCCGACCUGCAGGAGAUCAUAAAAGAAAUUGCGAUCAUGCAACAGUGCGAUUCUCCUUACGUGGUAAAGUACUACGGCAGUUACUUCAAGAACACGGACCUCUGGAUCGUUAUGGAAUACUGUGGGGCGGGCUCAGUGUCGGACAUUAUUCGCUUGCGGAGGAAAACACUCACAGAAGAUGAAGUUGCCACCAUUUUAAAUGAUACACUAAAGGGCCUUGAGUAUUUGCACUUCAUGAGAAAAAUACACAGAGAUGUAAAAGCUGGGAAUAUUCUUUUGAACACCAAUGGUAACAGCAAGCUAGCGGACUUUGGGGUGGCUGGUCAACUCACUGAUACAAUGGCAAAACGAAACACAGUCAUCGGUACGCCAUUCUGGAUGGCUCCAGAAGUUAUUCAGGAAAUUGGAUACGACUGUGUGGCUGACAUCUGGUCAUUGGGCAUCACAGCUAUUGAAAUGGCCGAAGGAAAACCACCUUACUCCGAUAUUCACCCCAUGCGAGCAAUAUUCAUGAUCCCACAGAAACCCCCGCCCACAUUUCGUGACCCUGAAAAGUGGUCUGAAACCUUUAUCAACUUUGUCAGUCAGUGUUUGGUAAAAAGUCCAGCCCAGCGAGCAACUGCGACUACUCUGUUGCAACAAGAUUUUAUCAAGAAUGCGAAACCUCACAGCAACCUCAGGGAAAUGGUCCAGGAAGCCAUGGAGAUCAAACGAAGGAAAUUGAAGAAUGGAUCGGAUUCCGAGGAAGACGAUGAGGAAGAUGGAGAUGAUGACGUGGAUGUGGGGACGAUGGUUAAAGUGUCUGUGGAUCAUACAGAUGGUGCAGGGACUGUGAAAGUGAACUCUCUAGCUUCAUCUAUCUCAGGUACCAUGAUCCAGCAUGACACAGACAUGGGACUUGGGACGAUGGUGAUAAAUGAUGAUGAGGAAGAAGACACUGGUACAAUGCAAUGGAGGGGUGCCGAUACUGUGGUUAAAAAUAACGACGUGGAACGCCCUGCUUUUAUGAACUAUUUCGAUAACGUCGGCUCCAGCAGUAGUGAAAGCGGGAGCUCUGGGGCUCCUCCUGGUGGUGCCAAAAAAGGUCUCCCUGCAGAAGAGGCGUGGAAGUUUAGUAAGAACAUCACGGAAAUGAACUUCAGUUUCUUGAAGAAUCUCUCAGUGAGCGAACUGCAAAUACGACUCGGUGCUCUCGAUCCCUUGAUGGAGAAAGAGAUUGAGGACCUACGGAAGCGAUAUUUCGAAAAGCGACAGCCUAUUUUGGAUGCGAUCGAUGCAAAGAAAAAGAGGCAGCAAAAUUUUUAAAUAUAGCGCUGUGAUUGCAUAUUGCCGAAAUCGUUGUUCUACUUAUACUCAAGAGUUCAAAGCAUACUGCGAUGUGAUAAGAGCAAAUUCUUGUCAAAUUUGAUGGUUAACCAACCUUAAUCAUAGAAGCUCCUGUAUACUUUUACUUCUAUUUUAAUCACAUUGUGAAGUUACACCAGUGCGCGUAUUCUGUGAAUCAUUUUUAAAUCUGUGGCAAUUUUGCGCUUAAAUUGAUUCAACGGCUAGAAUGAGUUGCUUUACCAAUUAUUUCUCUAUAUGAACCUAAACUAUCUGUUCGGUAACACAGUAUUUUAUGCUGGCUUUGACAUAAUGACCGGUAUUAAGCUAGGCGGUAAAGCAAUACUUGGUUGUCAGUUUUUACUCGAACUGUGGUAAUAGAUAAAUUUCAUAUUGCAUUUGCGCAUUGCCAUCAUCUUGCUUGAGAAGACCAGAACCAUUGCUGAAAAGCUAGCUACUACAACUCCAAACAUAUUCAUACAUUCUUUGAUUUGAAAAUUCUUAAAAACAACUUUAAUUUUUUUUAAAACAAACAACCUAACUGAUCAGUGGUUGGACAGACACAAGAUGCAGGUUUGUAAUUUAAAUACAUAUGUAGAAGGC